Molecule: messenger RNA, 1875 nt
Organism: Mycosarcoma maydis (corn smut)
Lineage: Eukaryota; Fungi; Basidiomycota; Ustilaginomycetes; Ustilaginales
Product: putative fumarate reductase
Exons: 2
Coding region: 1-1875 (624 amino acids)
Molecular function (GO): oxidoreductase activity; FMN binding; heme binding
Source: RefSeq, a predicted model, not a curated record
AUGUCGCGUGUCAUCGUCGUCGGUGGCGGUCUCUCCGGCCUCAGUGCCGCUCACACACUCUACGAACGAGGAGCCAAUGUGCUCGUCCUCGACAAGAACCCUUUCUUCGGUGGUAACUCGACCAAGGCUACCUCGGGUAUCAACGGUGCCGGUACUGCCACACAAGCCGAGCAGGGCAUUCCAGACUCGGCCAAGACCUUCUUUGAAGACACCAAGAAGUCGGCUCGCGACCUCGCAAGAGAUGACUUGAUCAAGGUUCUGACUGGCAAGUCUGGUGAAGCCGUCAACUGGCUCAUGGACCGCUUCGCCCUCGACCUUUCCAAGGUCUCUCGUCUCGGUGGUCACUCACAGCCACGUACCCACCGUGGUGGCGCCCAGUUCCCCGGUAUGACCAUCACCUACGCUCAGAUGGAGAAGCUCGAAGAUCUCGCCGAGGCCGAGCCUGACCGUGUUCAGAUCCUCCGCAAGGCCCGUGUCACCAAGCUCGUUCACCAAAAUGGCGAGGUUACCGGGGUUGAGUACGAGUACCAGGGCCAGACGCACACUGAGUCUGGUCCCGUCGUCUUGGCCACGGGUGGCUACGCUGCCGACUUUGACGAUGUCAACUCGCUCCUCAAGAAACACCGUCCUGACCUCGUCCACCUUCCCACCACCAACGGCGACCAUUGCACUGGCGAUGGCCAGAAGAUGGUCGCCUCCAUCGGUGGUCGUCUCAUCGACCUCGAGAAGGUCCAGGUGCACCCCACUGGUCUCGUCGACCCCAAGGACCCUGACGCAAAGGUCAAGUUCCUUGCAGCCGAGGCCCUUCGUGGUUGCGGUGGUCUCCUCAUCGACAACGAGGGUAAUCGAUUCGCUGAUGAGCUCGGCCACCGUGACUACGUCACUGGCCGCAUGUGGGACAACAACAAGUUCCCCGUCCGUCUCAUCCUCAACGAGCAGGCUUCCAAAGAGAUUGAAUGGCACUGUAAGCACUACGCCGGCCGUGGCCUCAUGAAGCGCUUUGAUAGCGCCAACGAUCUCGCCAAGGAGAUGGGCAUCCCCGCCGAAAAGCUACAGAGCACCUUCCAGGACUACGAAGCCAUUGCCAAAGGGGAGAAGAAGUGCCCCUGGGGCAAGAAGUUCUUCUCCAACUCGGAUCUGCGCAUGAAUCAGGCCUUCUACGUUGCGCUUAUGACACCCGUGCUGCACUAUACCAUGGGUGGUCUUGAGAUCGAUCCUGAGUCGCGCGUCGUUGACAAUCAGGGCAAGCCCAUCGCCGGUCUCUUCGCCUGCGGUGAGAUCGCUGGUGGUGUCCACGGUGCCAACCGUCUCGGUGGCUCUUCGCUUCUCGGAUGCGUCGUCUUCGGCCGUGUCGCUGGUGACUCUGCAUCGAGCUACUUGUUGCGCAAUCUUGCUACCGGCAAAGCCACUGCUCGCCUCGGCCAGAUCUCGAACCACCUCGAGACCCGCGUUCGCGCCGACCCCAACACCAAGACCAUCACUCUUGAGUUUGGCUUUGGCGACCAGCUCUCGUCGACUUCAGCGGCUCAGUCGCAGAGUUCGGCUAUCCCUGCUCCCGUCGCAUCUGGCCAGCCCGCUCAGACCGACAAGGCGGUGCAGCAGGCCGGCAGCGCCGCUGCUGCUCAGCAAACGCUCGAGGAGAAGGAGUACACCAUGGAAGAGGUUGCCAAGCACACCUCCGAGGACGACGUCUGGGUCGUCGUCGAGGGACAGGUACUCAAUGUCUCCGGUUUUCUCGACGACCACCCAGGUGGAAAGAAGGCGCUCAUGCUCUACGCUGGUCGUGACGCUACCGAGGAGUUCCUCAUGCUCCACGACCGCAAGGUCAUCCAGAAGUACGCCGCUGACACUGUGAUCGGCCGUGUCAAGGCUUGA